AUAGCUUUCUAAGACGUAUGGAUCUGUGUUUACUGUCCACAUGGGACCAAAGAAGAUAGUGGUCCUAACAGGGUAUAAGACGGUGAAAGAAGCAUUUGUCAACUAUGCUGAGGAGUUUGGAGAACGGGAAGCACCAACCGUGGCUAAAGAAGCAAACCUGCAUCACGGUAUUGUUUUUGCCAAUGGAGACUCCUGGAAAGAAAUGCGCCGCUUUGCUUUGACCAACCUGAAGGACUUUGGGAUGAGAAAGAAAGUAUGUGAGGAGAAAAUCAUUGAGGAAUGUCACUUCCUCAUCCAGAAGUUAGAGGAGUUUAAAGGUGAAGCUUUUGAUUUGUCCCAACACGUGAAAAAUGCAGUUAGUAAUAUAAUCUGCUCCAUAGUCUAUGGCAAAAGAUUUGAAUAUGAUGAUCCAGAGUUUAAUACCAUUGUAAAUCGAACAACCCAAGGCUUUCAACUGUUAGGCACACCAGCAAUACAG
Poecilia reticulata (guppy) is the source of this 478-nucleotide messenger RNA. The record is from RefSeq and is a predicted model, not a curated record. Lineage: Eukaryota; Metazoa; Chordata; Actinopteri; Cyprinodontiformes; Poeciliidae.